CAAACUUAAGAGAAGAAUUAUUCAUGACCAGUUAUUGGGAUGUAACAGACAACCUAAUGACAGACACGGAAAUCGGAAAUUAUUAUAGCAUCAAAGACAAAAUAAUUGAAAAAGAAUUAUUGCAGGACAUUCAAGAAAAAUAUGAGUUAAACCAGGACACAAUCAGGAUUUACACGGAUGGAUCCAAGCAAGAAAAGGAGCCCUCAGUGGGAUGUGCCUUCAUAGUUGAAAGCGAGGAAAGAGGAUACUUCAUGAGUCUCAAUAACGCAGCUACGGUGUUCACAGCAGAAGCAUGCGCAAUAGCUAAAGCCAUGGAAUGGGUCUACCGUCAGAAGUUGAAACAGAACAUUCUAAUUUUAACAGACAGCCUAAGCACAGUCAAUGUCCUAAGCAAUAAUGAAAUUUCAACAACUUGUAACAUCUAUAUACUAGAAGCUAGAAAAUGGUACAGUAAAAUCAAGAAGGAACUCGAAAUAAAAGUAAUAGCAUGGAUCCCCGCCCACAAAGGAAUUUGGGGCAAUGAAGAAGCGGACAAACUAGCUAAAGAGGCCACUAAAGAAGAACAUACGGCAGAGCUCAAAAUUGCAAAUAGAGAUAUAAGAAACAAACAUAAAGAGGAGUUAACACAAAGAAAUAAUAGUGAAUUGGAAACACAGGCAGCGAUAAAAGGAAAGUUUUACUUUGAAAACUUUUAUAAAAAAGAGGAAAGAAGCCCCUGGUUUAAAGGAACGAAUCUACCUAGAAGAGCUACAGUUCUAUUCAACAGAUUAAGAGCUAACCAUUUCAACCGAAAUUCAAGCUUGGCGCGCAAAGGUUAUAUAAACUCCGAGAGAUGUCAGUGUGGUAGCGAAAGAGAAGAAUUGGAUCACUUUAUAUUCAGUUGCAAUAUUCAUGACGAGGCAAGAAUGAACAUGAACCUAACGGAACAAUUGAACAAAGUUGGAGCGAGCAAGCUGGAUAGCGUCUGGAGCUGGUUAAAAAAGGAAGAAUUAAGCACACUCAAAGUUAUAUAUCAGUUCAUAAAGGCCAUUGGAAGAAUCGUAUAGAGAAGGGCGGGAGUCAUCCCGCAAAGAUAAGAAGCAUACGUGCCAUAUAGCUAUCUUAGAUCUGGCACAUUAAACCCACAAAAAAAAACACGUCUCUAACCUCGAACUAUCGACACGCGGCGGCGCGGACUCGAUCACCAAUCAUGAUACGUAGGGUGCGUUUCAUGCGCAUGGUGCAUCGUUCAUCCUUGUUCGUCAAACGUUUAAACAAGGAUACAACAGUACAAAUCUCCACCAUUCGUCCUAAGCGCCGGGCGACGACGACAACAAUGACGACUACGACCGACGUUUCUUAAACCAAAUUUACUCUUGAGCGAAAAAUUCUAAUCGCGAUAUCUCCGCUCAUAAGUCAUGUAGCAGAAAAAUAAAAACACUUUAAUAUAUAAAUCGGAUGUAAGCCAUCCAUUAAGCCUAUUUAGAAAUCAAUCAAUUUAGUCGUUAUUGAGAUCCAAUAAUUACGGUCUUGUCGCAAAAGACAUCUCGCGUAAAAGAAGUACAGUGGUGCCUCGCUGCGUGUACACUUGGCGCGGGGCACUACCGUGCCUCUUGACAAUAUCACGCGAUUAUAGAAAAUAAGGAAAUUAUGUUGUAAUAUUUAUUAUAUUGUAUUUUUAACUUGCAAGUACUAUAUUUUUUAAUAGCUAUCGGAACUUUUUAUCAAGCAAAGAAUUAGGAGAGCCGACAAUUCACAAUAUUAAUGUUGAUAGAGAAAAAAACUAGUAUAGAAAAUAAAACAAAAUUAUGUAAAAAACAAACAAAAUUAUUAAUAAAAAAAAA
This is a messenger RNA of Monomorium pharaonis (pharaoh ant), 1823 nucleotides long. RefSeq lists its product as uncharacterized. Lineage: Eukaryota; Metazoa; Arthropoda; Insecta; Hymenoptera; Formicidae. The record is from RefSeq and is a predicted model, not a curated record. The coding region runs from base 24 to 1046 and encodes 340 amino acids. Gene Ontology annotation, molecular function: RNA-DNA hybrid ribonuclease activity; nucleic acid binding. The transcript has a single exon. Gene Ontology annotation, biological process: DNA replication, removal of RNA primer.